AUGGACGCAGCGAAAAGUGAACAGCGCCCGGCCUCGUCGUUGUCGUCAUCAUCUGCAGCAUCGGAUCCAUUGUCCAAGAAGGAGAGCCGUCAAGGAAGGCCGAGCUAUGCAGGAUCUGACCGGAACCACCUGCGAGGCCAGUCGACGCGGUCGGCGACUGAUCGGACCAGCCUGGCGAUCCAUGGCGAGCCGGACCACGACUAUGAGCAGAUUGGGGCCAUUACGGCCGGCCAUGAACUCGAUGUCGAGCUGGAGAAUGCCUACGACAGACAGGUGCUCGAGCGGAUCGAGAGCCGCAGCAGCGUGGCGUACAGGCUGACGCAAGCGCUCAGCGCAGUCAGCCGGGCGGACAAGCAGACGACCGAGAAGGAUGGCCAGAAGACCAAAUGGGCCGAGACGCUGCCGCUAUCCGACCUUGACGACGGCGUCGUUGGCUGGGAGUCCGACGAGGACCCUAUGCAUCCGUGGAACUUUGACCCGACCAAGAAGUGGGUGCUGGUGGCCUGCGUCUCGGGCGUGACCUUCUUGACGACCUUUACAUCCUCGAUCCUGUCGCCUGCCGUCGCCACUGUCGACCGCCAGUUUGGCAACACCAGCACCAUCAUCUCUUCGCUCGUCGUCAGCGUCUAUCUGCUCGGCUACGUGCUCGGGCCGCUCUUCAUCGCUCCGCUGUCCGAGAUCUACGGCCGCCUGCCCGUCCUGUUGACGGCUAACGUCAUGUUCUGCUGCUGGCUGCUCGGCUGCGCCCUGGCCCCUAAUAUGUCCGCCCUGAUCGUCUUCCGCUUCCUUACCGGCGUUGGGGGUGCCGGCUGCAUGACUCUUGGUGGAAGCAUUAUGGGUGACCUCUUCCGCGCCGAACAGAGAGGCCUCGCUAUGGGCAUUUGGAACCUAGGACCACUAGUCGGCCCAACCAUCGGUCCUCUUACCGGCGGCUUCAUCGUCGAGAACAUUGGCUGGCGCUGGGACUUUUGGAUCUGCCUGAUCGUCGCCGUUGCCUUUAUCGGCACAUUACAGAUAUUCAAUGUCGAGACUAACGCGCGUGUUAUCAUGCAGCGCAAGGUCGACCGCCUAAGCAAAGAGCUAAACCGCAGCGACCUGCGCAGCUGCUACAGUAAUGGGGCGGUCCUUAGUGGUUCUCGCAUCCUGUUCAAUAGCCUGGUGCGUCCGGUCAAGAUGCUGUUCCUGUCGCCGAUGAUCUUGUCUCUGUCGAUGUACAUCGCCUUUGUAUACGGGGUCAUGUACCUGCUCUUCACCACCAUCCCGGGCGUGUUCGAGGUCACGUACGGCUUCAAUGUCGGCCUAACCGGCCUCGUCUAUCUUGCCCUCGGGAUCAGUAACGUCGUCGGCUGGCUUGUUGUGGCCAUCUACUCGGACAAAUCGGUCAUCAGCCUGACCAAGGCCAACGGCGGCAAGUUUGAGCCCGAGAUGCGCCUGGCCAUCACCCCCUUCUUUGGCCUCUGCCUGCCCAUCACCUUUUUCUGGUACGGCUGGACGGCCCAGUACAAGGUCCACUGGAUGUCACCCAUCAUGAGCCUGAUGCCUUUUGGCUUCGGAAUGAUGGGCCUCUUCCUCCCCAUCACGACCUAUCUAGUGGAUGCAUACCCAAUGUACGCCGCCUCGGCUCUGGCGGCCAAUGUUGUGGCGCGAAGCCUCGUUGGUGCCAUGCUUCCCCUGGCCGGCCCGACCCUGUACGCCAAUCUCAACUACGGCUGGGGCAACUCGGUGCUGGGCUUUAUCUCCAUCGCCAUGGUCCCCGUGCCGCUGCUGAUCACCAAGUUUGGCAAGCGGAUGAGGACGUCGCAGAAGUUCCAGCUGUAG
This is a messenger RNA of Grosmannia clavigera kw1407, 1818 nucleotides long. Its product is annotated as major facilitator superfamily transporter multidrug resistance. Bases 1 to 1818 code for a protein of 605 amino acids. The record is from RefSeq and is a predicted model, not a curated record. NCBI's taxonomy places the organism in Eukaryota, Fungi, Ascomycota, Sordariomycetes, Ophiostomatales, Ophiostomataceae. Gene Ontology annotation, biological process: transmembrane transport. Gene Ontology annotation, molecular function: transmembrane transporter activity. The transcript is spliced from 4 exons.